ACUGCCUCCCGCCGCCGCGCUGCCCGCCGGCCCGCGGGGCCAACUCGUCCGCCGCCGCCGCCGCCGCGGGAGCCGGAGAUGGAUUUGUGGGUGCGGAGCAUUUGUGGAGGGGCCGUGUUCCUGUGGGCAGAGGAGUGUGGCUGCUGAGCCAGGGCGUGUCCCCCGGAGAGCUGCCUAGCUGCCCGGAUCCCUACCUCGCUGCCAUGGGCCACCCAGGCUGGUCAGUUACCAGCCAGAGACGUCACCACGGGUCCCAGCCUUCCACCAGGGGGGCAGGCCAGAGGCUCAAGUCCCAGCCUCCUGGCACUGCCCUCGGGCUAGGAGACCCUUCUGUCCUGGGGAGGGGCUGACUCCAGCCCCCGUUAACCCCCAGGCUGCCUGCCCAGUCCCUCCAUCCCUCUGUGUGUCCACGCUUCCUGGCCUCUAAAGGAGAAACAGUCCAACCACCCUUGGGGCUACGGAGAGCCAGAGGAGGUGCACACGGGCCCCAGGAAUUUAGAAGGCGCUGGGUAAACGGUGGCCGGGGUUCCGUGAAUAGCGGUAACAGCCUGGGUAAAUGUGUACUCAGUCGCUGAAGUGCCAGGUGCGUUCCCACGCCCCCUGUGCCACUUCUCUCCCAGGCUGGACCGUGGCCUGGCUUCAAGCCCCCGCCCUAUCACUUGCCUGCCCCGGGACCGCUUGUGAAUCACCAGACUUCUCCGUGCCUCGUGGUGGUGGGGACAGUGAUCCCCACUGCAUAGAGCAGCUGGGAAGGUUUAGAACGUUUCAUGUGUGUGACUUCCUGAGCAGGCCACCUGGCACGUGUGGUGACGGUCAGCCCUUUAGUGGGUUCCGGUGUUCUUGCCUGCAGGUGGGAAGCGUGAGCUCAGUGAAUUGCCCCACGUCUUAGCUGGUUCGGGCAGAUGUAAGGUCCUGUGCCUCCCCGGUGUUCCCAUAGCCCUGCCCUUGGGGACAGAACCCAGGCCUGUUUCAUUGCCCCCAGCCGCUUGUAAGGCCCCCAGGUUGUUCUUGUCUGCUGGCCAGGUGGACAUCACCAGGAGAAGGGUGAGGGUCAAAGGGCAGCAGUCCUAGGCGGGGUUACCGGCUUGCAGCACAAUCUCCCUGCCUCUCUCCCUCCAGACCUGUGUCUCUAGGAAGCACGGCCCAGGGUAGAGGCUGGGAAAGCCAGACACUUAAGAGACUCCAUUGUGUCCGAGACAAGGACUUUAGGACCCAGCAUGCAUCCCUGGGUGCCUGGAGCCCACCAGCCCUCCAGGCUUUGGGUGCCAGUGCCCAGGCCUGCCCAGGCCCCAGGCUUUCCUGCUGAAAAGCCCGAAGGCUACUUGGCAGUGUGCCCUCCUGGAGCAGCUCCAGGCCUGGCUUGUGGAAUUGAAUGGGGCGGAGGGGUCCAUGUGCUGGGCAUCAAAUCACGGGCUGCCAGUGGCCCAAGGGGCCCAGGCCUCACCAAACAGAGAGGCCCGAGUGCCUUGUGGCAGAGGCAUCGCUUCUGACAACCCUCGUCUGUGCCAGACCCUGGCCUGGGGCGUGAUGGCCGUGUGUAGCAGGUAGCACUGGCUCAGUUCCCGGGAAGCUCCCAGGUGUGUCACAGAGAGCAAAAGGGACUCUUCCCAGCCUGCGGCCCCUGGCCUGCCAUUCCGCUUUGCAGGUGAAGGAGGAAGGAGGUGGCCCUCGGAGCCAGCAGGUCCGUGGGCUUUUGGAAGCUAACACUGGCCAUCACUGGUGCUCGUGGGAAGUGUUCUUGGGGCCGGGGAUGCCAGCGGUCUGCCCGAAUGUGACGCUCGUCUCUUACAGACCGGCCGGUUCCUGCCGCGGGCGCUCGGCGUCAUCCGGGGAGAACAUGCCCGGGCCCCCUAAGUGCCGGCUGCGGCUGCUUCGGGGCGCCCCGAGACAGCGGCUCUGCACCCUGUUCAUCAUCAGCUUCAAGUUCACGUUUUUCGUCUCCGUCAUGAUCUACUGGCACAUCGUGGGAGAGCCCAGAGGCCAGAGAGAGUUCUCUCACUUGCCUGCCGAGGUCCCCUGCCCCCAACUGGUGCCCCCUACGCUGCUGUCCAGCACCCCGCCCCCGGGCAACAUCUUCUUCCUGGAGACCUCAGACCGGACCAACCCCAACUUCCUGUUCAUGUGCUCGGUGGAGUCGGCCGCCAGGGCCCACCCCGAGUCCCGGGUGGUGGUCCUGAUGAAGGGGCUGCCCGGCGGGAACGCCUCCCUGCCCCGGCACCUGGGCCUCUCGCUCCUGGGCUGCUUCCCCAACGUGCACCUGCUGCCGCUGGACCUGGAGGAGCUGUUCCGGGACACGCCCCUGGCGGCCUGGUACGUGGCCCGGCGGCACCGCUGGGAGCCGUACGCGCUGCCCGUGCUCUCCGACGCCUCCCGCAUCGCGCUCAUGUGGAAGUUCGGCGGCAUCUACCUGGACACGGACUUCAUCGUCCUCAGGAACCUGCAGAAUCUGACCAACACGCUGGGCACUCAGUCCCGCUACGUCCUCAACGGUGCCUUCCUGGCCUUCGAUCGCCACCACGAGUUCAUGGCGCUGUGCAUGCGCGACUUCGUGGCCCACUACAACGGCUGGAUCUGGGGCCACCAGGGCCCGCAGCUGCUCACGCGGGUGUUCAAGAGGUGGUGCUCCAUCCGUAGCCUGGACGACAGCCACGCCUGCCGCGGCGUCACCGCCCUGCCCAGCGAGGCCUUUUACCCCAUCCCCUGGCAGGACUGGAGGAGGUACUUCCAGGAGGUCAGCCCCGAGGAGCUGCAGCGGCUGCUCAAGGUCACGUACGCCGUCCACGUGUGGAACAAGAAGAGCCAGGGCACGCGCUUGGAGGCCACGUCCCGGGCGCUGCUGGCCCAGCUGCAAGCCCGCUACUGCCCCACGACGCAUGAGGCCAUGAAGAUGUACUCGUGACGGGCCUGCUGGGGGCACCCUCCCCACACCACGGGGGGUCCUGAUGGAAGAGGACUCCCGGCCACCUUUCUGGGCAGCGGGGCGAGAUGGGAGGGCCCGGGACAGGGAGGCCUGAGUGGCCACAGCCUAGGAUUCGGGGCGGGCCCAGGGGAGGGUGGGCAGCUGUCCGCCCCAGAGGUGUGCUUGCUUGUUGGACCCACUUCAGACCCCCAGGUACGCUCCCUCCCGGGCAAGGCCGGUGGGACACCCCACCCAGCCUGUGUGCUUUCUCAGGGUGCAGGCAACGAGUCGGGGGUGGGGAGGGCCCCAGCCCCGAAUCAGCUGUCGUGCACGUCUGCAUCUUCUGGACAGCACACCAGAGCUGUGUGCACUAAAGCAGCUUCUGGGCAUCUCAGGGCAGCCAGCCCAGUGGGGGCCAAGGUGCCCACAAUGAGAGCAUGAAUGGAAAAACCCCAGAACAGGGGUAGGAAGGAGAGGGGAUGGGGGAGGCAGCAGGAGUGCAUACCCGGCUUCAUGAGCUCCGGUUGGGGGUUGGGGCUGGCAGGGGCAUUGCUCUAUCCUGCCUUCGGUUUCUUUGUCAGAGGCGCUGAGUGGCUGAGCGGCUGAGCUGGCCUGGGGAGCCCUGCCUGUUCACCCCAUUCUCUUUCCAGAGAUCUUGCAAGGGUGAUGUGCACCUGCUGGCUACUCCAGGGCAUGGGGGCGGGUUUUAAGAAAACCAACCCCCAUCCUGCCUCCAAUAAACACAGGAUAAUAAACAUAA
Molecule: messenger RNA, 3659 nt
Organism: Mustela erminea (ermine)
Lineage: Eukaryota; Metazoa; Chordata; Mammalia; Carnivora; Mustelidae
Gene: A4GALT
Product: alpha 1,4-galactosyltransferase (P blood group)
Exons: 2
Coding region: 1751-2899 (382 amino acids)
Biological process (GO): protein O-linked glycosylation
Molecular function (GO): acetylglucosaminyltransferase activity
Source: RefSeq, a predicted model, not a curated record